UAAUCUCAAUUUUCUUUUUUCAACUACCAUACUUUAAAAAAACACUUUUUUAAUUUUAGGAUAUUUGACCUUUCUUUGUUUUGACGUGUCGCCGGAAUGAGCAGGAGAAGUGAUGUAGUGUUGAGCCCUGAGGACAGUUUCACCUCACGGGGCAUUCGAGUGACAUUGUGGGGAAUCUGUAACCUUGUGUGGGGGAUGGGCGCAUGUGCUUAUCUAACUCUGUGGUUGUUUUCGAUGGAGGAUCUUUACUGACUCGGUCUCUGUGGUUCUCAGUUGUGGAUUUACUAUUAUUGUUAUUCGUGUAAAGUCCUUGAAGGUGAAGUCAUCAGAAGUCCAAACUCGGCCUGGAUUAAGAGUCUAGUGGUUCAUUUGGUUUCAUCGUGUUCAACUGUCAGAGUUGUUUGAGCAGAAGGAAUUUGAAGUUGGUUAAACUGUGUUUUGAGGCCGGAGGAGAAAAGUGCUGUGUCACUCAGCUGUUUGGUCUCAGGAGCUGGUUCCUGGGGCCUUUGUGUGGAAGGAGCUCACUGCGUCGUCACGGUGGAUCCAGUGGACUUUGUCAGCUUUGUUCGUGUGUAACGUGUUCGAGGCCUCGUGUGUUUUCUCGUGUUCCCAGCAGCAGAGAGUGACACGUGUUCACACGGGUUCGUGUUUGUUAUAAUGUUUUUACUUAUUCCAGUAAUUCGGUUGAACACUCAAAGAUGGCGGCGGUGUUGCGGACAUUCUGGUGCGUGGGGAGAGGCUGUGGGUUCUUCGGGGAUACGCGUGACCCGGCGGAAGAACCAAUCAGCUUGCUAGAAUUCGCGCUGGAAGCCCGCGUUAGACCAGUAUCGUCCAAUCACCGUCGUCGCUUUGCACACGUUGACGUAAUGUAGUGCGAGGAGGAGGAGGGCGACUUCCAUUUUGUACAGGAUCCAACGCUGAGCCAAUCACAGGCCGUGUUUCUGUCGAGCCGGAUGCGAGCAGCCAAUGGAACAGCGCCGUCCUCUUGACUGACAGGUGAAACUUGCGAAUAGGUUGGCCCGAAAGACUGUCAGUGUAACUCCAGCGUCUAGGGGCGUGGCGACUUUGAUGGUCACCGGGAGCAGCUAAUGGGAAGGCGGUGGGCGUGAACAUGUCGGGGCAGUCUGUCCAAUGAGGUGAAAGAUGAGUCUAUAAAAUAACGGGUGUAGUCGCAGCGUCGCCAUUUCACCGAAGCAAACCGGGAGGAGUUCGCUGUGGCGGGGAGCCGAGAGAGCCGACGAGCAGAGACGGGUCCUGGUUUCAGUCUAAACAAUCCGGAGCCAUCCGGACGGAUAUGGCCGUUAACCCGCUGCUUGACAGCUCCCACAUCGGGCUUGAUGUUGGCAUAAUGGGAAUCACACAGAUGGACCAAGGUUCUGGCACAGCAGGAAAACGCAUCCGAAAACCUUCACUGCUCUACGAGGGCUUUGAGAGCCCAGGGAUGCCCCCUAUCAGUCAGAUGAUGCCAUCGGGACCCCCCCAACCUCUGGUGAAAGACCCCAACCGGGAGGGAAAGAUGACAAACCAACUUCAGUUCCUGCAAAAAGUCCUGCUCAAGUCUUUGUGGAGGCACCACUUUGCCUGGCCCUUCCACGAACCUGUAGACGCAGUCAAGCUCAGCCUGCCUGACUAUCACAAGAUCAUCAAAACUCCCAUGGACAUGGGCAGCAUUAAAAGGAGAUUAGAAAAUAAUUACUACCGCAGUGCCAGUGAGUGCAUGCAGGACUUCAACACCAUGUUUACCAACUGCUACAUUUAUAACAAGCCUACAGAUGACAUUGUGUUGAUGGCCCAGUCCCUGGAGAAGGCAUUCCUACAAAAAGUUGCUCAGAUGCCCCAGGAGGAGUUGGAGCUUCCAUCACCGCCUCUACGGAGUAAACCAGUCAAACCUGGCAAAAAAGGCAGAGGUAAUCCAGUCUCUGGAGGAGUGACAACAGCUCAUCAGGUCCCAGCUGUUUCCCAGUCAGCGUACUCACCUCCCACCCCAGAUACACCCGACUCCAUUCUCUCCACCCCCCCACAAACACUUGUGAGCAAGAGCAUGCCCUCUGUGCUUCCAAAUGAACAAAGUAUCCCCACCAUUACAAGUCUGCCGCCCACACAGCCCACUGCUAAGAAAAGGGGUGUGAAGAGGAAAGCAGACACAACCACCCCCACCACUGUAGCCAUGCCAAUCAUGAGCACAAUGGGUGUCAGUGGCAUCAGCCUGGGGAUGGGCGAUGGUCACAAUUUACCACUCACCCUGACUUCUCUUGAGGUGGACCAUAGCUCUAGCCUGGGGAUGAACCAAGGCCUCGGCAUCAGCGCGGGGAUGGGAAUGGGAAUGGGGAUGGGGAUGAGUAUGGCCAUGGGUAUGGGCCGUGGCACAGUGAUGAUGAGCUCCAAAGCGUCAGCGAACAGCAGGAGAGGAGUAAGCGGCCGACCCAUCAAGCCUCCCAAGAAGGAUUUACCAGAUUCCAUACUGCCGCCCCAGGUGCGCCGCAGCAAGCUGAGCCCUCAGCUACGCUACUGCAGCGGGGUUCUGAAGGAGCUGCUGUCAAAGAAGCAUGCAGCGUACGCAUGGCCGUUCUACAAGCCUGUCGAUGCCUCAUCACUCGGCCUCCACGACUACCACGAUAUCAUCAAACAGCCCAUGGACCUCAGCACCAUCAAGCAAAAGAUGGACGGCCGAGAUUAUCGUGAUGCCCAGCAGUUCUCUGCAGACGUUAGACUGAUGUUCUCUAACUGCUACAAGUACAACCCCCCUGAUCAUGAUGUGGUGGCCAUGGCCAGAAAACUCCAGGAUGUCUUUGAGUUCUGCUUUGCAAAGAUGCCAGAUGAGCCUCCAGCACCACCCAGCUCCUCAUCUUCCUCCUCCUCCUCAUCUUCCUCAUCUGAGAGUGAGCUCAGCAGUGAAAGUGAGGAGAGCGAGAGCAGCCCCAGCUCUGACUCUGAGGAGGAGAGGGCAAACCGGCUGGCAGAACUGCAAGAGCAGCUGAAAGCCGUGCAUGAGCAGCUGACUGCACUCUCCCAGGGCCCCAUCGUCAAACCUAAGAAAAAGAAAGAGAAGAAAGACAAGAAGAAAAAGAAGAAGACGGUAGAAAAGGAGAAGCAUCGGAGGAUAGAGGAGGAAGAGCUGCCGCCGGUCAAGCCUCCGAAAGCACCCAAAAUUACCAAGACCCCAAAAACUAAGAGUAAAAGCGCCGUGGCCUGUCCUGUAAUACCGAUCAAGAAGGCCCCGAGCAAGAAAAACAACAAGAGCAAGGCCAAAAAGAGCAGCAUGAUGUUCAACUUGCCUCAGCCCGUCCAUGAUCCCAUAGCGAGUCACUUUGACUCUGACGAAGAGGAGGAGACGGCGCCCAUGUCUUAUGAUGAGAAGCGUCAGCUCAGCCUGGACAUCAACAAGCUGCCUGGCGAGAAGCUGGGCCGCGUGGUUUACAUCAUCCAGUCCCGCGAGCCCUCACUCAGAGACACCAACCCUGAGGAGAUUGAGAUCGACUUUGAGACGCUGAAGCCAUCGACGCUGCGAGAGCUGGAGAGAUACGUCAUGACGUGUCUGAGGAAGAAACCUCGAAAGCCAUAUGCAAGUAAACAAAACAUCGCUGGCAAGUCCCGGGAAGAGCUCGCUCUGGAGAAGCAGCAGGAGCUGGAGAGAAGGCUGAUGGACGUCAGCGGUCAGCUCAACUCUGGAAAGAAGCCUCCUAAGACCAAACCAGAGAAACCUGCGACAGAUACCAACACCCAGCCGUCACGUCUCAGCGCCAGCAGCUCCUCCUCAGACUCCUCUUCAUCAUCCUCUUCCUCCUCAUCUUCAGACACAAGUGAAUCCGACUCCGGCUGAGAAGCAGUGUGUUUUCCACAUCCUAGGGUUCACGUGAAGGACCCUUGUUGUCUUGCUUACCACCCAGUGGACUGAGCUGUAGAAGAGCCCCCGAGGAUGGAGCCGCCGGGCGGUUCGGACGAGACCGGAACAGAACUGGUCCGACUCCUCAGCGAGUGUCAAACCUAGAAGGAGAGGGGCGGGCUCUCCCAGCGCUCAGCUCAUUCAUCCAGUCCUGGACACCAAACCUUGAGGGUGGAUGAAUGGACGAACCGUAGGAGACUCUUAGUAACGUCCUGCCGCUCCCUGGAGAACCAGCCUCGUUGUGCAGAGUGAGAAAUCUCCAGCAAAUAAUGGAGAAGAGCGGCGUGUGUGUUGGAGGGAUAAAGGUGCUAGAGCCAGAAUCUGUCUUACUUCUGGAGAUAAUUUCCCUUCUUACCGUGCUCCCUGUCCUAAUGCUGUAUAGAUGAGAUGUACAGUUCUAUAAAUAUCUAUUUUUCUUUUAUAAAGAAGCAUUUUAAUGAGCUAAUUUAUUCCCUCAUUCUGGGAAAGAUGUACUGGCGUGGGGGCGGGGCUGUGGUUUGUUUAGU
This is a messenger RNA of Paralichthys olivaceus (Japanese flounder), 4389 nucleotides long. It is a transcript of the gene brd2a, whose product is annotated as bromodomain containing 2a. Gene Ontology annotation, biological process: chromatin remodeling; regulation of DNA-templated transcription. Gene Ontology annotation, cellular component: nucleus; chromatin. The record is from RefSeq and is a predicted model, not a curated record. Lineage: Eukaryota; Metazoa; Chordata; Actinopteri; Pleuronectiformes; Paralichthyidae.